UAUUCUGUUUAGAUUGGCAGCUAGUAUUGUGCACGAAUCGCUUUCCUGCACAGAGCAUGAAUGAAAACACUAAAAGUUUUUUUUACCUGUCACGUUCUUUCAUAUCUUUCAGUCGGGCUGAGUACGGUGAUUAUGAGAAUGGGGAAUCUGCUGCUGAAUCUGGUGCUCAGCUAGGUUUCGUGAAUGACUAUAUCUGGCAUUCGCACAUACCCCUACGUGGAAGGCUUCUGAGCGAGCCAGGUCUGAACUCUGCCACAAUGUUAGUCGACCAUGAGCAAACAUUCAGUCGCAUGUCGGCGGGAAUAGAGGCUGCUCUAGACAGGGUUUUUGUUCAAAUGGAAACAUUGGUUGACCAAAACAAGUUUUUGAAUGAUCAGGUUUCUGUUCAAAUGGAACAAAACAAGUCUUUGAAUGAUCAGGUUUCUGUUCAAAUGGAACAAAACAAGACUUUGAAUGAUCUGGUUUCUGUUCAAAUGAAAACAUUGGUUGAACAAAACAAAGCUUUGAAUGAUCGGGUUUUGAAAUUGGAAGUCGUACUAUCAGAAACUAAUAAAAGGAUGGAAGGAAACCAUCACAUGAAGAAAAAUGAAGGCAAGGAAGAAUCCUUGAUUAAGGAAGUAACGUUGAAUCAGAUCAAGCUUGGUGUAGAAGUACAGAAGAAUACAGAUGAGUUGGCUAGUCAGCGGCGAUUGUCGCGAAGCAGCAUGAAUGCUCACAAUGUGCUUCGGUGUGAAUGUGAGAAACUCACGAACCAAGUAAAGGACUUCCAAAACCGUAAUAAUGUUGUAACAAAAGAAAAUGGAGAGUUACGGACUAUGUUGAAGGAAGAGCGUGCUCAAAACAUUACCAGUAUUCAUGCAACUAAGGCAGAUUGUAACUUGACGUCUGCCACUAGUCAUUCAGAGAUUGAUGUCUCUUCAUGUGGAAGUGAAGUUGAAUCAUCAAGACACCGUGAAGUCACGUGAUGUCAAUCAGCACACUACUACCAUGGAGCCAAUGGAUCUCAACAAUGAUGAUGACUGCGAUGACCGAAGAUGUGGAAACGAAGCCAGUGUUUCAAAUAUUAUUUCUUAUUCAGUGAAGAACUAGUGGAUUGGUUAUAUGUAUGCACAAUGUACAGAUCAUCUAGUACAGCAAACAACAUUGCAGGCUGUACAGAUGAUAUAGUAUUGUAACAACAUUUUUGGACAAGUAUGGGCUGCUGUCAUGUCAUUCAGUGAGUGUGUAGUGUGUAGAGUAUGUGGAUAGCUGCAAUGCUAUAUAUGGAGGUUUUGCCAAUUAAAUAUUUUGCAUUAUUAAGUGAUCAGGUGGGUAUGUCAACAAUAGUCACUAAGUGCAUACAUAGAAGUAAUAAC
Corticium candelabrum is the source of this 1355-nucleotide messenger RNA. RefSeq lists its product as uncharacterized. The transcript has 9 exons. The record is from RefSeq and is a predicted model, not a curated record. NCBI's taxonomy places the organism in Eukaryota, Metazoa, Porifera, Homoscleromorpha, Homosclerophorida, Plakinidae. Bases 57 to 965 code for a protein of 302 amino acids.